AGGCGCGGGCGCCGCCGCAGCUGCUCCGGCUGCGGCCCCGCGCUCGCCGGCCCCGCUUCCGCACGCGUCCUUGCAAUUCUCUUCUUCCUCCCCCCGCUUUCGUUGACCCCCCUCUCUUUCCUGCUGUCGCCUCGGUGCUCCCCCAGCGGAGCGGAGAUUACAGAGCGGUCGCGAUGCCCCAACUCUCCGGGGCCGGCGGCGGCGGCGGGGGGGACCCGGAACUCUGCGCCACGGACGAGAUGAUCCCCUUCAAGGACGAGGGCGAUCCCCAGAAAGAGAAGAUCUUCGCCGAGAUCAGUCACCCCGAAGAGGAAGGCGACUUAGCUGACAUCAAGUCCUCCUUGGUGAACGAGUCCGAAAUCAUCCCGGCCAGCAACGGACACGAGGUGGCCAGACAAGCACAGACCUCUCAGGAGUCCUACCACGACAAGGCCAGAGAGCACCCUGCUGACGGGAAGCAUCCAGAUGGAGGCCUCUACAACAAGGGACCCUCCUACUCGAGCUAUUCCGGCUACAUAAUGAUGCCCAACAUGAACAGUGACCCGUACAUGUCAAACGGAUCUCUGUCUCCACCCAUCCCGAGAACAUCCAAUAAAGUGCCCGUGGUGCAGCCGUCCCAUGCGGUCCAUCCUCUCACCCCCCUCAUCACUUACAGCGACGAGCACUUUUCUCCAGGAUCCCACCCGUCACACAUCCCAUCAGAUGUCAACUCCAAACAAGGCAUGUCCAGACAUCCUCCGGCUCCUGAGAUCCCCACCUUCUAUCCCCUGUCUCCGGGGGGUGUCGGGCAGAUUACCCCACCUCUUGGCUGGCAAGGUCAGCCUGUCUAUCCCAUCACGGGAGGAUUCAGGCAGCCCUACCCAUCCUCACUGUCAGUCGACACUUCCAUGUCCAGGUUUUCCCAUCAUAUGAUUCCUGGUCCUCCUGGUCCCCACACAACUGGCAUCCCUCAUCCAGCCAUUGUAACGCCUCAGGUCAAACAGGAGCAUCCCCACACUGACAGUGACCUAAUGCACGUGAAGCCUCAGCAUGAACAGAGAAAGGAGCAGGAGCCAAAAAGACCUCACAUUAAGAAGCCUCUGAAUGCUUUUAUGUUAUACAUGAAAGAAAUGAGAGCCAAUGUCGUCGCAGAGUGUACUCUAAAAGAAAGUGCAGCUAUCAACCAGAUUCUAGGUAGAAGGUGGCACGCCCUCUCCCGUGAAGAGCAGGCUAAAUAUUAUGAAUUAGCGCGGAAGGAGAGACAGCUACAUAUGCAGCUUUAUCCGGGCUGGUCUGCGAGAGACAAUUAUGGUAAGAAAAAGAAGAGGAAGAGAGAGAAACUUCAGGAAUCCACGUCAGGUACAGGUCCCAGAAUGACAGCUGCCUACAUCUGAAACAUGGUGGAAAACGAAGCUCAUUCCCAACGUGCAAAGCCAAGGCAGCGACCCCAGGACCUCUUCUGGAGAUGGAAGCUUGUUGAAAACCCAGACUGUGUCCAGGGCUUGCCCAGCCGACCCCAGAGGAGAACUGACACCAACUUCACCCUGAGGUCACUGCUCGAGACUCUGAUCCAUAAAGACAAUCACUGCCAACCCCCUUUCAUCGACUGCAAGAGCCAAGUUCCAAAAUACAGCAUAAAAGGUUUCUCAGAAGAAAGGUAUAAAGCACACGAGAAUGCCGGCAGGCCCUGGGCCGGCUGAGCAGCUCCCCCCUCAUCUCCGGGCAUUUCCCAGAGCAUCUUGCAUCCGUACCUGAACCCUUUGGCAAGGACAGUAGCUUGGCUCCCUUCGCCUGCCGCAAGCAGCUGGAGCCGGCAGCCAGCACACCCCCCGGUGUCCCGGCGGGGGAAUGGGUGCAGGAGUCCCUCCUUGUUCCUUUCUUCGUUUUCCUUUCUCCUCUGGCUUCUCUUUAACAGUGCAAAAGGAUCAACCUUAUGUUUGCUUCUCUUUUUUUUUAAACUUGAAUUUUUUUUUAAUUUACACUUUUUAGUUUUAACUUUCUUUGUUGUAUAUUUUGCUAGCUAUGAGCUUUUAAGUAAAAUUCAAAGAUCUGGAAAAGUUUGAAAUAAAAACAAAAUGAAAAGGAGUCUUUUCUUGAGCAACAUCUUCUCCGAUGAGUGGCUUCUCUGUGAUCAGCUGUAACAGGCAGUGGCCUCUCCUGUCAGUCAGCUGUCCGGUAGAGCCACGUCACUGCAGCAGCCACGUCCACUGUGCUGGGAGCAGGCGGCAGUCCUGUUUCGUUUUAUUUUCUUCCGAUCUCUUCUUUUUUUAAACAGUAAGCCUUCCCAGAUACUCUCAGCAGACCCAUUUGCAGUGAAUUUUCAUUUCCUUCCUUCUUACCCCUUGUAAAAAGCCCAGCACUUGAAUUGUUCUUACUUUAAAUGUUCUGUAUUUGUAUCUGUUUUUAUUAGCCAAUUAGUGGGAUUCUAUGCCAGUUGUUAAAAUAAGCAAUGAUGUACCCAUUUUUUUUAAAUAGCAAGGCACAGCCUUCACCCACAACUGUCAUCUAACGUUUGUCAUUCCAGUUUGAGUUAAUGUGCUGAGCAUUUUUUAAAAGACGCUUUGUAAUAAAACAUUAAAAAAA
Ceratotherium simum simum (southern white rhinoceros) is the source of this 2562-nucleotide messenger RNA. It is a transcript of the gene LEF1, whose product is annotated as lymphoid enhancer binding factor 1. The record is from RefSeq and is a predicted model, not a curated record. Gene Ontology annotation, molecular function: RNA polymerase II cis-regulatory region sequence-specific DNA binding; DNA-binding transcription factor activity, RNA polymerase II-specific. NCBI's taxonomy places the organism in Eukaryota, Metazoa, Chordata, Mammalia, Perissodactyla, Rhinocerotidae. Gene Ontology annotation, biological process: canonical Wnt signaling pathway; regulation of transcription by RNA polymerase II. Gene Ontology annotation, cellular component: beta-catenin-TCF complex; chromatin.